AGCCGAGGAAGAGGGAGGGAGUGUAAAUAGAGCGAGGGCGGCGCGGCGGCGGCCCCCACCACCUCCGGGUGACCCGCGAGGAGCCCGAGGGAGAUGGAUGAAGAUGAGCAGGAGCAGCGGCGCAGGAAGGUGGAAGCCGGGAGAGCGAAGCUUGCUCACUUCCGACAGAGAAAAACAAAAGGUGACUGUACGAAUUCGAAGAAAAAGACGUCGAAGAGGAAGGGCUCGGCUGUCGAUGCGUCUGUCCCGGAGGAGGGUCCGUUAGCCCCCCAGGACAGUGGGCACCUUGGAGGAGGGGACCUUGGCAGAAGCACAUCAUGCAGCCUCACACCGGAUGCUCAGAGAGGGGCUUGUGCAGCUCAGGAAGAAGAACACGACUGUGAACUGGCAAGCGGAUCUGAGACUGAGGCUGGCCGGCAACAGCAGCCUCAGACGGCGCCCAGCCUGGAGCUGGAGGCGCUGCGCCUGAGCCUGAGCAACAUGCACACGGCGCAGCUGGAGCUGACCCAGGCCAACCUGCAGAGGGAGAAGGAGACAGCACUGACCGAGCUGCGGGAGAUGCUCAACGGCCGGCGGGCGCAGGAGCUGGCUCUGCUGCAGAGUAGGCAGCAGUGUGAGCUGGAGCUGGUCCGGGAGCAGCACGCACGAGAGAAGGAAGCGAUGGCACUCCGCUGUGGGCAGGAGACGGCGGAGCUCAAGGAGAAGCUGCAGUCAGAGAUGGAGAAAAGUGUGCAGAUGCUGGAGGCCCUGAAACAAGACUGGGAAUCUGAAAGAGAGUUAUGCUUGGAAAAUCUACGCAAAGAAUUAUCUGCAAAGCACCAGUCAGAAAUAGAGAAUUUGCAAAACCAGUUUCAGAAAGAGCUGGCAGGACAGAAAACUGAGUUGGAAAAGAUUUUUCAAGCUAAAAAUCAGGCUGAAGUCUCCCUGAAGAACCUGGAGGCUCAACACCAGGCGGCCAUCAGGCAGCUACGAGAGGACCUGCAGGCAGAGCAUCGCCAGUGCCUCGAAGACCUGGAGUCGAGAUCCAGAGAAAGGGAGAAGGGGAAACAGCUGGAGCUGGAGAAUCUUCAAGCAUCCUACGAAGACCUGAAGGCCCAGUCACAAGAAGAAGUCAAGCGCCUGUGGUCCCAGCUGGAGUCUGCGAGAACCAGCAGAGAGGAACUGAAUGGGUCUCUGGAGCCGCUCCUGGCCCGUGCGUCCUGCCUGGAGGAGCUGGAGCACCUGCGGCGAGACUUUGCUCAGCAGCAGCAGCGGGACAGAAGCCAGCACGAGUCUGAGCUGGAGCAGCUGAGGGUCUAUUUUGAGAAGAAGUUGAGAGAUGCUGAGAAGACUUAUCAGGAGGACCUGACUCUGUUUCAGCAGCGGCUGCAGGAGGCAAAGGAAGAGUUCCCUCUGGGGUCUGAGGAAGUCAGUUCAUCCUGUACGUUUUUAGAAGACAUGUCUGAUGGAAAAAGAAAAGAACACAGUGAUCAACUUGACAGUCAUCUUGGGCAGCAGAAGAUGGGGCCAGAAGCGUGGGAUUGCUCCCUCCACAUCCAGCAUGAGGACCCGUUGGACAGAUGCCUCCUGGGACCCCAGGUGUUGGAGCUAGAGCCACUCCAGCCUGCGCCUGCAGACCAGCACGGCCAAGAGAAUGCACAGGUGUGUCUCCGGUGUGUGCAGGAUGCAACCCUGGAGGAGGGCACGCAGGUGGCGGCCAGAGUCCUGGCUUUGGAAACUGAGCACAAGGUCAGAUUGUCGCUGCUUCAGACUGAGCUCAAGGAAGAAAUUGAACUCUUAAGAAUAGAAAACAGAAACUUACAGGAGAGGUUGCAGCACGAGACCCGUCUGAAAGAGGAUCUGGAGAGAGUAAAACGUAGUUUGGUCGAAGACCACCAGGAAGAACUAAAUAAAGCUGAGCAGAAGGUUCAGCUACUGAAACAAGAGUUCAGAAAGAAAGAGGUGGAGUGGGAGCUUUUACGCGAGGACCUGAGGAGAGAAGCUGAGGAGAACCUAGCUUCCACGUGCCGUGUUCUGAGAGAAAAGGCCGAGUCUGAGAAGCGGUCUGUCGUGAGCAGGUUCUCGAGUCGGGAAGCUCGGAUGAGACACCUCCAGGACCAGCAGGCAGCACAGAUCCAGGCCCUGGAGAAGUCCCUGGUGGAGCAGCAGGGCCGCCUGCGGCAGCUGGAACAAGCACUUGCAGGGGACGAGGCUCUGCCCCGUGGCGGGUGUGGCCAGGAGGCCCCCGUGGCCCCAGACGGGGAGCGUGGUGUGCUCCUCCAGGGGACGGAAGAGUGUGCCCUCCAGCUGAUGCAGGCCCAGAACAGGUUUUUGGAGGAGCGUCAGGAGAUCAUGGAGAAGUUUGCUGCAGAGCAGGAUGCCUUCCUGCAGGACGCCCAGCAGAAGCACACCCACGAGCUCCAGCUCCUGCAGCAGGGACACCAGCAGCAGCUUCUGGCCUUGAGGACAGAGCUUGAGAGCAGGCACCAGGCAGAGCUGGCCAAGCUGGCGGCCUCCCUGGAGAGGGAGCAGCAGGUGCAACUCGAGGCUCGUGUGGCUGAGCUGCAGAUGAAACACGCUGCUGAAAUCAGUGCUCUGGAAACGAGACAUUUGUCCAGCCUGGAUGCUCUGGAAUCCUGCUAUCUGUCUGGGGUUCAGGCCAUUCAGGACCAGCAUAGGCAGGCUCUGGAGCUUUUGCGAGCGGAGCUUGAGGAACAGCUGCAGAAAAAGGAGUCUUCUCACCAAGCAGUUUUGACUCAGGAGUUGGAGAAACUUAAGCUAAAACAUGAGGAGGAGCUUCAGUCUGCCAAGGAAAGCCUGAGAAUGGAAAUGCGUGCCAAACAUGCAGAGCAACCGAAAGCCUUGGCCACAGAGCUGCAGGGUGUGCACCAGGAGGAGCUGGCUGCAACCCUGCGUGAUCAGAGGCACCUGCUGGAGGAGGAGAGGGUUGUGGCAUUGGGCAAGCUGGGUGCGGAGGCUCUGUUCCUGGAGGUCCAACAGCAAACCACCCUGCAGCAGCUGGGGGACACACACGCAGCCCUGGCCGAGGUGCAGCCACAGCAAGCAGAACAGGCCAAGCUGCAGGAGCUGCAGGCACCGCAGGAGCAGGCUGAGCGGCUGAAAGGCCAAGUCCUGUCCUUACACCGGGAGGUGGAGGAGUGCCGGGCUGAGCUCGAGAGGCUGCAGCAGAGGCGCGAGCGGGAGAACCAGGAGGGCGCCGCCCUCGUCUCCAUGCUCAGGGUGGACGUGGACCUGUCUCAGAGUGAAAGGGGAGCGCUGCGUGAUGCCCUGAGAAGGCUGCUGGGUGUGUUUGGAGAGACGCUGAAGGCAGCCAUUGCCCUGAAGAGCCGGAUCGAUGAGCGUGUGGGGCUCUUUCUGGACCAUGCAGAUGCAGGCCAGGCCCCGCCAGCAGCUCCACCCCUUGAGGAGAUGUGGUCAGACGCAGCCUUGCUGGAGUUGGACAGAGCUUUGCCUGAGGGUGCAGAGGUAUCUUCAGUGGCUGAGAUCAGCAGUCACGUGUGCGAGAGCUUCUUCAUGAGCCCUGAAAGUACACUGGAAUGUGAGCAGCCGAUCAGAAGAGUCUACCAGAGCCUUGGCAUGGCUGUGGACGGCCUCUUGGAGAUGGCCCUGGACUCCUCCAGACAGCAGCUGGAGGAAGCUCGUCAGAUUCAUUCUCGCUUUGAAAAGGAGUUCAACCAUAAGAACGAGGAGACGGCACAGGCCCUCCAGAAGCACCACGAGCUGCUGCAGUGCCUGAGGGAGCAGCGGGCAGCCAAGGCCGAGCUGGCACUGGAGCUGCACAGGGCCGAGGGCCUCCUGGAAGGGUUCAAAGUGGAGAAAGCAGAUCUGCAGGAAGCACUGGGCCGGAAGGAAGAGUCGGAGCAGCAACUGGUCCUGGAGCUGGAGAGCCUGGGGCGGCAGCUGGAGCAGGCGGCCCAAGAGCAGGCAGCCCUGCGGGAGGAGCGCUCCAUCCUGUGGAGCCAGAGGGAAACUUGGGCUGCUGAAGCAGAAGCAAGAGAGGCAGGCACUGCUGUCACUGCAGCGCCCGAGAACCCAGCACUGCGGAAGGAAGUGGAGUCUCUAACUAGGGAGCAGGUGGAGGCCAGGGAGCAGGCGGAGAAGGACCGUGCAGCCCUCCUCUCCCAGAUGCAGGUCUUGGAGUCUGAGCUGGAGGAGCAGCUCUCGCAGCACCGUGUCUGUGCCAGGCAGGUGGAGGAGGCGACAGCCCUCAAGCAGCAACUGGCUGCCCUGGAUAAGCAGCUGCGCAGCCAGCGGCAGUUCAUGGACGAGCAGGCAGCUGAGCGUGAGCAUGAGCGGGAAGAGUUCCAGCACGAAAUCCAGAGGCUGGAGGGGCUGCUCCGCCAGGUGGCCGGGCCGCGGCCCCCAGGCCCCCGUGAUGACCAGCGCGCACCGCUGGAGGAGGAGAUUGAACAGUUGCAAGAAAAAUUGAGAGAAAAAUCGGAUGGAUUUAAUGAGUUGGUUAUAAAGAAAGAGUUGGCAGAUAGGCAAGUGUUAAUCCAGGAAGAAGAAAUUAAGCAUCUUGAGGAGACCAACGCCAACACCAGAAGACAAGUGGCCCAGCUCCAGGAGGAACUGGAAAAACAGAAAAAGAUGGUGAAAAAAUUACAAGAUGAAGAGGCACUAAAGGAACAUCAGAGGAGGGACUUGCUGCUGGUGUCCCUGCCGCAGUCGCAGCCCCCCGAGGGCCCCGAGGUCUUGUCAGAGGCGGCGCAGAGGGUCCUGCUGCAGCGUGAGCGCCAGGUUUUGGACUUAAAAGAACAACUAGAAAAGAUGAAAAAUGACCUAGUAAGUAAAAAUGAAGAAAUACUACUUCUGAACCUAAAACUAAAUGUGCAGAGCGACCCUGCCGCCACCCGAGACCUUGGAGAGGAGAGCGCCAGUUCAGAGGUUGAGUACAGCAGAAGUUCUGAGGUUGAAGAGCUGAGAGCCAUUAUUGAAACUUUGCAAGAGAACCAGAAACGGUUACAGAAGGAUAAAGCAGAAGAAAUUGAACAGCUGCAUGAGGUCAUUGAGAAGCUGCAGAGUGAGCUGUCCCUCAUGGGGCCUGUGGUGCAUGAGCUCAGUGACAGUCAGGUGGGCAGCCUGUGCAGUGAGCUGCUCUGUUCCCAGACCCAGGGCCCUGCAGGGCAGGUACUGCAGGCUGAGCUGGAGGCUGCAUGUGCCGCCAAGGAGGCACUGGGCCAGCUGUUGGCUGACCAGGAGCGUGAGCAUAGCGAGGCCCUGGAGGCCCUGCAGCAGCGCCUGCAAGCUGCAGAGGAGGCCGCUGCCCUGCAGCUAGCUGAACUGGGACGCACUGUAGCCCUCAGGGAGGCUGAGGUCCAGGGCAUGGCUUCCCGGAUCCAGGAGCUCGAAGCCAUCCUGAAGGCAAGGGAAGCAACAAUUGCGCAGAGAGAUUUAGAAAUUGGUGCUAUGAACCAGAGGAAGGCAGCCCACUCCACAGAGCUGGAGGCUGUCCUGUUGGCCUUGACACGCUUCCGCCGGGCCCUGGAACAGCAGCCGUUGGCUGCCCCAAAGGAGCCUCCUGAACUCCAGCGGCUACGAGUGCAGUGUGUCCGCCUCAGCUGCCAGCUGCAGGCUCUGAGCCAGCGGUUUCUGAGGUGUCAGGCGGAGCUGGGCAAGCAGCAGGCCUGUGUGGAUGCAGAGGCUGUGCGCGAGGACUGGCUGGAGCAGCGUGGCGGAGGCCCCCACAGCCGAGGCCCACAGGGCGAUCUGCAGCCUGCCAAAGUCCUAGUGACGCUGAAGGACGCUGGUCUCCACAAGCCAGAAAGUGCGAUGUCGGUGCUCACAGUCUGCCAGAGGCAGCUGGAGGCGGAGCUGCUCUUGGUGAAAGACGGCAUGCGCUUGAGCGCUGAGGAUGCUGGCAGGGUGCCAGUGGGGACGCAGGGUAAGAACAAACGACUGGAAGAUGGUCAGCUGCAGAAAUUUGACCUCAUAGCUCAGGUGAAACAACUUCAAAAAAAGCUGAACAGGCUGGUACGCUCCAUGGCCUUCCAGGACAUGGACCCCGCGGGCUCUGAGCCCCAGCAGCCCUUGGCAGCAGCAGACCCGUCAGAAAACAGCUCCGGUGGUAGUUCCUGUGAUGGAGAAGCAGCAGGUGCCUCGCCUCCUGUUGAUGCAUGUGAUGCCACCACCUCCACGUGGGGUCUCGUUGACGUGAUUAAAAGUCGGGAUUCUUUUGUUGGAAGUGAAAUGCUGUAUUUUUCCAUUCAAGAGGCAUUAGAGUCACAGGAUGGGCCCCUUUCCUCACGGACCAGUGAGCCUGGCGACUCCUGCCAUGCUGAGGAGGCCGAGCCUGAGAAGGACCUGCCAGGAGUGCUGGACCUGUCCUCCUGGAGCUCCCCUGAAGCCCUCCGGAAAGACGCGACCCUGGAGCCCCAGCCAGGCUUCCCCCUGACGCCCUGCUCGGGCACCCUGAGCCUGCCCAGUGCUGUCACCUCCCCCCAGCCUGGGGCAGACUCGCUGCUGCAGGCCGACACGUCCGGGCUGCAUUGUUACCCGGGUGGGUCAGCAGCAGGACCGGCCCCGCAGUGGGCAGCAGCCCCGCCGACUGACCACCACCACCACAGGGAGAGCACAGCUGCGGAGAAGGACGUCGAGGACUUCAUUGCAACCGCUUCUAAUUCUCAAGACACAAGAAGAUCCUCUCUUGUGGGGUUGACCGGGGACAGCGAUGGAAGUGAACACAGUGGCGGCCAGGGUAUUGGAGUAAUGCUGAGCCCAGAGGUGGGAGGACCCGAGGCUCCUGUUGCUAGUCCUGCGACUCCUGCCAUCGUCUCCAGAGGGUCACGAGAGCCACCCAGAGUGAUGAAGGAGAAGGAGGUCCACCCACAGCACAUGAAGGCUUUGCUGCAGAUGGUGUGUGACGAGAGCCACCAGAUACUGGCCUUGUCGGAGAGCCGAGACCUCCCCAGCACCCUGAGCAAGGGCGAGCCCUGGGCCUCCCUGGACCACUUCUCAAAUGAGGGGCAGGGCCUGCUGGAAGUGGCCCCCAAGAAAGGAGAGAAGGAGUCUUCCGACACGCAUCAUGACUGGAGGGGCCAGUUUCUGCAGGCUGUGCAGGAGGCAUUGGAAAGGGAACGGGAGGUGCUGAAGGCGGAACUGCAGUCAGGUUCCAGUGGCCCAGACCUGAAGAACUGCAGCUUCCUGUUUGAGCGGUUGGAGAAGGUUGUGCAAGAGCAGGGAGACCUGCAGGAGAAGGCUCAGCAGCACCAGCGCCUGCAGGACAGGAGCAGCCUGCUGUCUGAGGUCCAGGCCCUGCGUGCCCAGCUGCGUCUGACGCACCUGCAGAACCAGGAGAAGCUGCAGCAGCUGUGUGCAGCACUGACCAGCGCAGAGGCCCGCGGGAGCCAGCGGGAGCACCAGCUGCGCAGGCAGGGUGGGUGCCGCUGCUCUCGCUGCCCUGUGCCUCCACCUCCAAGGCCCCCACCGGCCAUGCUCCUGUGGGUUGAGCUGUUGGCCUACAAGGUUGAGCAGGAAAAGUGCAUAGCAAGUGAUUUGCAGAAAACCCUAAGCAAAGAGCAGGAGACAGCAAGUGAUGUCCGCAGACUCCUCGCGGUGGAGCAGAGUGCAGCGCAGGAUUUGAAGUCGGAGAACGAGAGGCUGCUGGAGUCCCUUGGCGAGGCCCAGCGGGAGUCUCUCCAGCUGAGGUCACUGCUGGAUGGGAAGGAGAGUGACCUGAAGGCCGCGCUAGAGGAGCUGGAGAGUGAGCGAGGGAAGGCGCGUGUCCUCCAGGCCCAGCAGGAGGAGCAGCACCUGCAGCACCUGCAGAGGGAGGGCCAGAGUGCCAAGGCCCUGGAGGAGUUGAAAGUAUCUUUGGAGAAGCAACAUGCUCAAAAUAAUCAGUUGUGCAUUGCAUUGAAACAUGAGCGGAUGGCCAAGGACAACCUGCAGCAGGAGCUGCAGAUCGAGCACUCGCGCUGUGAAGCCUUGUUGGCACAGGAGCGCAGCCAGCUCUCCCAGCUCCAGGAGAGCCUGGAGGCAGAGAGGAGCCGGUCCCGGGAGCUGUCGGAGGCCCUGCAGCACGAGCGGGUCCUGACGGAGCAGCUGAGCCGCAGCGUGCAGGAGACGGCUGUGCAGCAUGCCCUGCUGCGGAAGCUGAAGGAGGAGAAGGCCCGCGUGCAGGAGCUCCAGACGGUGCUCACCAGGGUGCAGCAGCAGGCCCUGCACACCCAGCAACAGCUGGAGGCCCAGGCCCAGGAGCACCGUGUGCAGCUCCGGAGGCAGCAGGAGGUAAGUGCCACCUUGAGGUUGGCGGUGGACACACUGCAGACCCAGAGCCAGAGCCAGGAGCUGAGACGCUGCCUGGAGAGCAGGAGGGAGAAGCCAGCUUGGCUACAGGCAGAAUCAGAGCAGUCACACACACGAGCCAGAGAGCACGAAGCCCGCAAGGAAGGAAGGAGGAGGACGCAGAGGCCCAGCCAGGCAGACGCCGCGCAGUGGAAGACGUGGCGGAGAGACAAGGAGAGGCUGCGGGAGCUUGAACUGCAGCGCCAGCGGGAUGCGCACAAGAUGGAGCAGCUCCAGCAGGCGGUGAGAGGGCUGCUGGCCGAGGAGGAGGCGCCCCAGGGCGACGGCCCCCGCCCCAGCUCCCUGGAGAUGGACCACCUGCAGGGACAGCGGCAGGAGCUGGAGAGGAUUCGUCAGCAGCUGCUCUGUGCCGCUGGGCUCUUGGCCAGCUUCGUCAGCCGCACGGUGGACAGGACAAUUCACGACUGGACGCUAUCCAACGAGAAGGCAGUGUCAUCUUUAGUACAGACUUUACAGGGGCUCAAGGCUGAGCUGAGCACGCCCACCUCCUCCCAGAAGAAAACGGCGGCAGAGCUCCUCCAAGUCCAGCUGGUGGACCUGCUGCUGCAGGACAACAGCGCGCUCACCAGCGCCCUCAGCACAGCAGCCCGGGAGGAGGCGGAGCUGCGCAGGGCGGUGUCCCGGCUGGAGAGGACACUGCGGCACCACACGCAGAAGGGCUGCAUCCUGAGCAGGUCCGGCAGGUCUGCCUGGAAGCAGGAGAAGACAGCUCCUCGAAGCUCGGACUCGGGUCAGCCCGCACUGGCUGCAAGUGAGGAGGCAGACACCUCCCACGUCAAAAUGGAGAAGUUGUACCUGCAUUACUUGAGAGCAGAGAGCUUCAGAAAAGCUCUGAUUUAUCAGAAGAAGUAUCUCUUACUAUUGAUUGGCGGGUUCCAGGAUUCUGAGCAGGAGACCCUCUCCAUGAUUGCUCACUUGGGGGUGUUCCCUUCCAAAGCAGAGAAGAAGGGAGCCUCGUCCCGUCCUUUCACCAGGUUCCGCACUGCUGUCCGGGUGGUCAUCGCGGUUCUCAGGCUGCGUUUCCUGGUUAAGAAGUGGCAAGAGGUAGAUGGGAAAGGAGCCCCACGAGGCAGAGCCCCCCGCCCAGGGCCCCGAGUGCCACGGCAGCAGCUGCCUCCACCAGAAACCAGAGCAACUCCAUCAACCCAGGACCAGCCUUCUGACCUUGCCGGGGACAGUGCCCGAGGCUCUGGACCUGAGGCAGCAGCCUCCCCGAGCCGGCAGGAGAGAUCUGCUCCGUCCCCAAAUUCAAAAUUAGAAAGAGCUCUGGCUGCCUCUCAAGAUUCAGAACAUUCCUUGACAGAAUAUAUUCACCAUUUAGAAAUGAUCCAGCAAAGACUAGGAGGCGCCCCGCCAGAUUCUACUUCAAAGAAAUCCUGCCGCCAGAAGAUUAAGCAGUGAAUAAAGUCCUGUGGCUUUUAACCUGUGACCUUUCUAUUUGAGGAAAGAUGUUUUUUCCUAAGGAAAGCUCAUGUGACUUGGGCACUCCUCACGUGCCUCUGAUGCCAGCCCCAAGUGCCACCAAGUCCCUCCGCGAGGCACUGCGGCAAAGCCACACAGAGCAGUUCAGCCCAUCUCGGUGUGCUUCUGCUCCUGGGCCCGCACAGCCGCAUGACUGCCCCGGGGUCUGUCAGCAGAGCUGCCGCGCUGCCUCUGGAGGGAAGUGGACGGCUUCCAGCUGUUUAUUUUCCUAACGUGUACAGAUGGGAACUUGUUAAAGUCUUAAACGCACGCAGGCGGGAAGGAACGAAGUGUAGGCACUGUUCUGUUGUGAGCAGCCUGGUGCUGGUGUCUGGUUCACCCGGUGUGUGCUUCUCAUUGGCAAAAGUGAACGAAUAAAACUUGGACUUAGGUCAGACCCUGGAAAGCCAGAUGCCUGGGUGAGCUCAGGUCAUUGUCCUCUGUGCGACUCCUCCCACCAGUCCUCGUUCCCUUCUCUGCCACACUACCACACCUGCACUGGACAGCCAGCACCUUCACCUGGGUUUAUAAGGCUGUCAGUGUGUAUGGGUUUAGUGAGCACGGCAAAAUGCUUUUAAAAACAGUAAAUAACUAGUGGGUACAUGGUCAUUGUUUGAAAAUGUCUAUAAUGAAAGAAAGAUGGAGAAAAUGCAUUAUGGUCAAGUAAAGUGUGGCUCAGGAGUGCCUUUUCCAAACACACGGUACUGUGU
Sciurus carolinensis (gray squirrel) is the source of this 10478-nucleotide messenger RNA. It is a transcript of the gene Pcnt, whose product is annotated as pericentrin. Gene Ontology annotation, biological process: signal transduction. NCBI's taxonomy places the organism in Eukaryota, Metazoa, Chordata, Mammalia, Rodentia, Sciuridae. Gene Ontology annotation, molecular function: molecular adaptor activity. Bases 94 to 9708 code for a protein of 3204 amino acids. The transcript has 47 exons. The record is from RefSeq and is a predicted model, not a curated record.